Messenger RNA from Phyllotreta striolata, 2544 nucleotides. NCBI's taxonomy places the organism in Eukaryota, Metazoa, Arthropoda, Insecta, Coleoptera, Chrysomelidae. The record is from the annotation of a GenBank genome assembly.
CUUAAUAGUCCCAAAAAGUUUAUAUAAAUGUUUAUUUAUCAUGUUUGAAAAUUAUUUAUUGUCCCAUCAUAGAGAAGAUUUGCUCGAAGUCUUAAAAAACCCAGAUAACACGAAGCAUUACUCAAUUGAUGUGAAUUUUUUAGAGUUGCUCGGACGUAAAAUAGAGCUAGGAAAUCAACUUCUUAAUAAUCCCGAGGAUACGCUCGAAGAAUGGGAGGAUGCGGCUCUAUCCGCUCAAUCAGCAUUACUCCGUGAAAUAGAUGAAGAAUGUGAAAUAAAAGAUAAAAUUCAUUGUCGCAUACAUUGUUUGGCCCAUUUAGGCAAGCAGUACAUUUUCCCGGGGAAUAAAGAAGUCGGAAGGUUUUGGCAAAUACAAGGUACAGUUACACGCAUUUCCGCCCCGAAAUGCCUCGAAUAUCAACGAAAGUACAUUUGUGCUAAAUGCAAAACACCCAUUGUUGUUGGAGCAGAUUUUGCUCGUAAAUACCAAAUAGAACCACCCGUACGAUGUGAAAAUUCCAAUGAAGGUUGCAACAGCACCAAAUUUCUGAGCUUUGGCAAUUUGAACAGCGAAAACUGCAAAGACUACCAAGAAAUUAAGGUUCAAGAGUUGGUUAAGAAAUUAGAAUUUGGUUCGAUACCGAGCACCAUGAAAGUUACAUUAGAAGAUGAUUUGGUCAACAGUUGUCAACCAGGAGAUGAUGUUACCAUUUGUGGAAUAGUAAAGAGACAAUGGGGCGAAUUGAUACUAGGAAAAUCCAUCGAGAUCGAUUUAGUUUUUAAGGCGAAUCACUUACAAGUCGCUUCAAAUAUCAGUUCUUUUCUAACACUAACUCGAGAUAUGGAAAACGUGUUUGAAGAAUUUUGGAAUAAUUACAAGCACAAUCCUUUGGAGGGAAGAGACGUCAUAUUGAAAUCGUUUUGUCCAGAAUUGUAUGGUUUAUAUCCUACCAAACUAGCAAUGGCUGUUGUAUUAGCAGGCGGAUGUCCAAUAGAAAUUACCAAUUUAACAGAAGUCCACACUAGAUCUGAAGCGCAUUUAUUGUUAAUAGGUGAUCCUGGCACAGGAAAAUCGCAUAUGCUUAGAUUUGCUUCAAAACUCAUUCCCAGAUCUAUUUUAACUACAGGAAUUGGAUCGACGGCUGCUGGACUGACAGUGACCGCUUUAAAAGAAAAUGGCGAAUGGCAAAUGGACGCUGGUGCUUUAGUAUUAGCCGAUGGCGGAAUAUGUUGCAUAGACGAGUUUAAUUCGAUGAAAGAACACGAUAGAACGACCAUACACGAAGCCAUGGAACAGCAAACCAUUAGCGUUGCUAAAGCCAGUAUCGUGUGUAAACUGAAUACAAGAUGUUCGAUAUUGGCCGCUUGCAAUCCAAAAGGUAACAUCGAUUUGAUGCAACCGUUAUCGAUGAACGUGGCGCUUCCGAGUCCGCUUUUGAGCCGUUUCGAUUUGGUAUAUCUUCUAAAAGACACCGUUAAUGAGGAGUGGGAUGAAAAAGUCGUUGAUUUUAUAUUGAACGAUGGAAAUCAAUGUUCAAAGUUAACAGAGUCGAAACAUUGGUCUCUAAGCCAUCUACAAACCUAUUUCCGUUUGAUAAAAACAUUAAAGCCGAAAUUAACGGACGAGGCUAGAUCGAUACUAAAUAAUUAUUACAAUAUUCAGCGAAGAUUGACAUGCAGAAAUAAAGCCAGGACUACUGUUAGGCUAUUGGAAAGUCUUGUCAGAUUAUCACAGGGCCACGCCAGAUUGAUGUGUCAUAAGAACGUCGAAAUAAUAGACAGUGUCUUCGCCGUAUUUUUAGUUGAUACAUCGAUGGAUAUGGAAACUUCCAUUUUCAAUUUAAAUGUAGCAGCUAUUUCAACAUUUCCUGAACAUCCAAAGAUGACCUACUAUCACUUACUGGAGACAAUAUCUGAUAAACUUCAAGCGCAUGAUAUUCUACAGAAAGAGAUGGAUAGUUUACAAUUUAGGGGAGAAACAGUUUUACAAUCCAGGUUUUUUGCUACCGAAAGGAACCAAAAAGAGGAUCAAAAUUACCAUAAUGACAAUGUUGUAAAGGAAACGGAAAUAAAUAAUUUCGGUGGUGAAAUAAAUAAUGUACAGAGGGUUGAAAUAGUUGAAGAAAAAGAAAGAAACGAAUUAUUGAUAGAAAAUGAAAAUGAAAUUAUCGAUAAAACAAAAUUAAUGACAAGUAAUCUGGACAUGUUGAAUUGCAUAAAAGGUGCUAGUGAUGAUUUAGAAGUAGACUGGAAUAUGGAAUGGGACAAAAACAGUGAAAGUUCUAAAGUAACGCAAUCCAAUGAUUGUGAAAUUACUAAUUCAACCAAUACCAGUACAUCGAGUUUACCAAGUAGUUCAAACAAUAAUAAACAUUCGAAAAAAUUUGGAAAAUUUUGGAAUAUGGAUGAUUCUGAUUUCGAUAUUGAUCUUUAAUGAUUAUUGUUGAUUUAACAUAAAAAUAUUUAAAUGUGAAACUAUAAUAAGUAUACAAUCGAUUUGUCUGAAGAUACAAUUUUUAUUUUAUAUGAAUAUGCUUCGUUUCC